Oryza brachyantha (malo sina) is the source of this 1047-nucleotide messenger RNA. RefSeq names its product noroxomaritidine/norcraugsodine reductase-like. Gene Ontology annotation, molecular function: oxidoreductase activity. NCBI's taxonomy places the organism in Eukaryota, Viridiplantae, Streptophyta, Magnoliopsida, Poales, Poaceae. The record is from RefSeq and is a predicted model, not a curated record. Bases 49 to 837 code for a protein of 262 amino acids. The transcript has 3 exons.
UCCAAAUACAAACACAAUCAGUAGCGCGCGAGAGGAGAUCGAUCGAUCAUGGCGGCCGCCGCAGCUCGGAGCAUCCAGGAGCGGUGGACCCUCGGCGGCGCGACGGCGCUCGUCACCGGCGGCAGCAAGGGCAUCGGGCAUGCGAUCGUGGAGGAGCUCGCCGGGUUCGGUGCGCGGGUGCACACGUGCGCCCGGAGCGCGGCGGAGAUGGAGGCGUGCCGGCGGCGUUGGGAGGAGAAGGGCCUCCGCGUCACCGUCUCCGCCUGCGAUGUCUCCGUGCGCGCCGACCGGGAGAGGCUGAUCGCCGCUGUGGAGGAGGAGUUCGGCGGGAGGCUCGACAUCCUGGUGAACAACGUCGGCAGGACGAUGUUCAAGGCGGCGGCGGAGUGCACCGGCGAGGACUUCGCGCGGCUCAUGGCCACCAACCUCGAGUCGUGCUUCCACCUCUCCCAGCUCGCGCACCCGCUCCUCGUCGUCUCCGGCGGCGGCAGCGUGGUGAACAUCUCCUCCGUCGCCGGCACCGUCGGCAUGCCGGCGCUGGCCGUGUACUCCAUGACCAAGGGCGGCAUGAACCAGCUCACCAGGAGCCUCGCCGCCGAGUGGGCCAACGCCGGCAUACGCGUCAACUGCGUCGCGCCGGGAGGCGUCAACACUGACAUCUGCGAAAACGAGACGAUAGAUCCGGAGCUAAUCAACAGCGAGAUGGCGCGGCUGCCGAUGCGGCGGCUCGCGGAGCCCGAGGAGGUGGCGUCAAUGGUGGCGUUCCUCUGCAUGCCGGCGGCGUCCUACAUCACCGGCCAGGUCGUCGUCGUCGACGGCGGGCGCACGAUCACCUAAUUAGUUAAUUAAACCAUUCCAGAUCAUGCUGUAAUUAAGAAGAUGUGUGUCCUUUUUUUAUUUUGGUUGGUGACUUUUCAUCUUGUAAGAGAAUUUCAAGUAAAUAUUCUAUCCCAUCACCCAUCCUAAACAUACAGUGAAAGAGAGAAAAAAAUACUGCUUGAGUAGAUAAUCUAUUUCAUCAUUUAAAAAUAGAGCAUUAUUCAUAUU